ACUGGCAACACUGACUGGCUAGCUCGCCGAGAAGUCAGUAAAAAAAUAAUUAUUCUGUGAAAUUGUUAAAGGAAGUUAGAAGUUAGUAAAUUUUAAGCGAUUUAGUGUACAGGUGAAAACCGAAAGUCUAGCCGUAUGUCUCAGAAUCCCGAGGACUUCGGGCAAUUAGAAAAUGCACAGGAUUUUCAUAGCAAUAGCCAUCAUCUCCUUAGCUAUGGCCCAAACCCUACGCCGAUCCUUAAUCAGGCACGCACCAACCAUUUGAGCGAAAACAACGGGCCUCAAUACACACAACAACACACAGUACCACACUGUUCCGCACCACAGUCAGCUGCAGUGAAAUUUGGCAAGAAACAGCAGGCACUUCCACAAAAGCAUCCAAUUGAGCCGGAGCCGUCUUGGCUUGGUGCAAUUAAGAUAUCUGGCAACACUGCGCCACCAUACCUCACGGGAGACAACUUUCGAACGGCAAACAAACAGCAAUUAAAUAAUAAACCAAACAAAAUAUCAAAAUCAUGCAAAUCGCAGGUCAUUGUGAUUGAUCCGCUAAGCAAAAAUAUACCGCGAAAAGUCGCUAACUCUGUGAAUAAUCCGACUCGGCUGCACGCCGCGAUUGAGGCUUUGGUGCCAGAGGCUUUGCCGUUCCUGAGCGAGGAGCAUCAUUUUACGCCAUUUCCCCGCAAGAAUCCGGAAGAUCAAGAGGAAGAAUUGUCCUCUUCCAAGAAAAUAGAGACAAAUCGUUGCUGGCUGCAGAAUAAGAAUUCAGCAGCACUAAAACUUGGCGAAACAUUCACCGGUUUUUGGCACGAACAGAAUAACUCUCCAUCGACAUCUGAAGAAGAGGAGGACGGCGACGAUUUCGAGGAAGUGCCUGAUUUGGACUGUUCUUUCUCCUUAUACCCCUGUACCAUAUCAAUUCCCAUAGAGGAGGACACCGAAAAGAUAAUCGAAGAUAUUGCCGACUCAAACCACUUUGUGGUAGAUAUUUUGGAGUCGGACGAAGUAGGUCUCCGAGAGAGUAUUUCAGAUUUGUCACCUGAGGCUGAGGAGGCUCAGUCGUUCUCCAAUGAAGCAUAUCCCCUCGAAACACUAAUCCCUGGUGGCGGAGACACAUUCAAGGAGCACAUUCAAGGCACGCUUGAACUGCCAGAAGAGGGCCUGCAGUUUGCCGUCGAACAUAAUCUACAGGCCAGACAGCCAACGGCUGAAGAAGAAUACCAAAUAGAGCAGCAGCCAGACGCGUCCGUUGCUGUACACAAUUUUCCGACAGAGGCACUUGCUGGCCCCGAAGCUGGUGUGGAAUCAAAAUCGAAGCGAGCCAUUGUUAAAGCCCUUUACCAGAUUUGGCACGUAAUUGGGUCGGAAAAAAAGCGGCCCUGGGGAGAGCGCAGCCGAGCCCAGCAACUGUUAGAAAUUUCACUCUGCCAGGACACACUCUUUAAGCUGUUGAAGGAUUUAAAAGCUCUGCCGGAGCACGAGCUGUCCGCCGAGGAACUAACGCCUUUGGUGGCCUUCCAGAAGGACAUUGAGCAAAUAGAACAACUUGAAGGCGAUUCGAUGGGAUUGAACUUGUUGGAUAAACUGCGAAACCUCUUGAAAAGCUGGACACGUCAGAAAGAUGAAACUGCCACUGAAGUAGCCGUAACCGGCGACGGAGCACAAGGUCCACGCAGCAACGAAGCCGCCAUCGACGAAGGAACUCUACAAUUAAAGAACAGAACCACCAGAAAGCGUUCUGGAGGAAAACGAGACGGCGGCAAGGACAAUUUCAUCAAGUAUCGCCGUGUGGAAAGCACAUUUCCCCGUUUCAUUUCGCAACCGAUUGCCGAGGACAUGCCCACCACCAGCGAGUCAGCGUCUUUUGCUGAGCAGGAAUCAGGAGCAAUGACCCGUAUGCAGAUACCCUCGUCGGGUAACAAGCGUCUGUCCAUAUUUAAUGAGCCACGAACCGCACAUCAAGUCAUUCGAUAUCAUGGCGUCGGCAAUAAUAUAAUAGAACUAUCCGACGAUGAUGAGCCGCCAGUCCAUGGCUUCUUCUUACGGGCCCACGAUAGGGGGCGUACUGGUACUGCUUCCUCAGCCGGUUGGGGUCCGAAGGGUCAGUCCUCAUCACAUGGGGAUGCUGCUGCUCCUGCAGCGGCGCCCUCAUCGCUUGUACGCCCCUCGCUGCUGUAUGCGGAUGCAGUGCGCCUGGGCCAGAAUGGCUACACCGAACCACCACACACAAACAUGAAUGGACAUCAUCAUCAUCCGCAUCAUUCGCACUCCAUUCGCGGAUCCCCCAAUCACGACAGUCUUCUCAUGCGCAUGGAGCGUCUCGCCGAGCGUGAGCAGUACGUGAAUUUUGUAAGCGACGUGGCCAUCAGCGAGUUAAGAAAACAAACCAGCCGCACAAACCCGCCGCCACUCUUACCAAUGGCCAGUUGGGCAGCCAUGGUGAAGAAGAAUCCCAGUGCCGAGUACUCCAGGCAGGUGCAAAACGCCAAGAAGAGCGUCCCCAAGCCAACACCACCGCCACAGACUUCGCUGCAGCGCCAGUCUGUCUUCGAGCUAACCUCAACGGACAGCACCUCGGGUAGCGGCAGUGACAGCGGCAGUUCGCCCCCCGUUCAAGUGGCAGCCAAAGGUGCACCACAGCCCGUCAUAAUUGAUCUGGAUAGUAGUUCGAAUGAAAAGCCAACUGCAAAAGGUGACGCGGAGCACCAGAAGAACCUAAAUGCGAUGCAACAGCGCUUCAGCGAAAACAUCUUCUUUCGAGAUGAUUAUGAGCAGAAGUUCAGGCAGCGCGAGCAGCGUGAACGCACGGAAACGAGCCAUCAGCGUGAGCUGGCACGCGUCGAGGCUGACAAGUUAACCGAAGAGCGUCGCCGUCUGGAGGGCACAUUCCGAUGGUCCGUCUUGGACUACCGCAUGGGAUGUUUGCCCAUGAUAACGGAGACGGGUGCCGAGCAGGAGGAAGUCGAGCCGGAUAUUGAGUUUAUUCCCAUCAGCGAAGAACAGCAAAGGGAGCUGCAUGAAAUGGUGACUGGCGAUCCUGAUGAUCCGCUGAUCCGGAAAUACUCGCUGAUAAUAGCGAAAAAGGAUAUUCGCACAUUGACCGGGCUCACCUGGCUGAACGAUGAGGUGAUCAAUUUCUAUAUGAAUUUGAUCAUCAACCGAUCAGAGCAGAAGGCGGGCAUACUGCCCAGUGUGUAUGCCAUGAACACCUUCUUUCUGACACGUCUGCUCGAGGGCGGGUUUAGUGCUGUGAAGCGCUGGACACGUAAGAUUGAUUUGAUGAGCAAGGACAUCAUUGUGGUGCCGGUACACUUCAAUGGCAUGCAUUGGUGCAUGGCCAUUAUACACAUGAAGAACCAGACCAUAUUCUACUAUGAUUCCCUUGGCAAUCCCAACAACUUGGUCCUGGAGACAUUGAAGAAAUACAUACAGGAAGAAUCGUUGGACAAGCGCAGGCAGCCGUUGGACGUUAGCGGCUUUCGGAUCGAAAAUAUCCUAAACGGACCGCAGCAGACGAAUGGUAGUGACUGCGGCGUCUUCAGCUGUAUGACAGCUGAAUAUAUAACUCGGGACAAGCCGCUCACAUUCAGCCAGGAGCAUAUGCCCUACUUUAGAAAGAAAAUGAUGCUAGAGAUUGUCCAUGGGCAGCUGUGGAAAUAGGUGACAGCUUCUCUGUUUGUCAUGCUCCUCGCCACCCCCUUACACUAAGCUAAGGAAUCUAGCAAUAAGGAAACGUUUAUGAUUAAUAAUUUUGCUGGCGAUUGAACUAAUAAGUGUGUUGAGUGGCUUAUUCGAUUAUUAGUUUAUUCGAUUUAGACGUCCGAAACAUAUUAGGAAAAAUGGCAGACGUCUAAAUCUAUCCCCAUCCUCAUACACCCCCAUAGGGGAACACACAAUUUUCAAAGCUACUAAAUCAAUGAUCCACGAACCAAAAGAGCAGCAGCAGGAGCCGCAGCAAUCGAGAAAACAAGCGCUUCAACAUAUUUAGAUUUUUCAGUCUUAGAUUUGAUUCGGUUUUUUUUCAUUUUGAUUGACACAUAUGAAGCAAUACGUUAGACGUAGCAUAAUAAGUAACUUCCUUAUGAGCCUUGGGGGGGCUCAAUAUAAUACAAAAAAUAAUAUAU
This is a messenger RNA of Drosophila subobscura, 4121 nucleotides long. RefSeq lists its product as uncharacterized. Gene Ontology annotation, cellular component: nucleus. The record is from RefSeq and is a predicted model, not a curated record. Lineage: Eukaryota; Metazoa; Arthropoda; Insecta; Diptera; Drosophilidae. Gene Ontology annotation, molecular function: deSUMOylase activity. The transcript has 7 exons. Bases 136 to 3657 code for a protein of 1173 amino acids. Gene Ontology annotation, biological process: protein desumoylation.